Molecule: messenger RNA, 2074 nt
Organism: Urocitellus parryii (Arctic ground squirrel)
Lineage: Eukaryota; Metazoa; Chordata; Mammalia; Rodentia; Sciuridae
Gene: Cd38
Product: CD38 molecule
Biological process (GO): positive regulation of B cell proliferation
Cellular component (GO): plasma membrane
Molecular function (GO): phosphorus-oxygen lyase activity; NAD+ nucleosidase activity, cyclic ADP-ribose generating
Source: RefSeq, a predicted model, not a curated record
GUCCGGCAGGCCACAUUCUCCUCUCUUCCUGCCCAGCUGGCCUCUCCUCCAGCUUAGCUCAGCUGCCUGCAUUCAGCCCAAUGUCCAGCUACGAAUUCAGCCCGGUGAGGUCAGGGGAGGAACCCUGCUGCCGGAUCUCUAAGAAAGCCCUGAUUGGUUUCGGCGUYGGGCUGCUGGUGGUGAGCCUCGUGGUGGUGGUUGCGGUCGUGGUCCUGAAGGUGCGCUCCCCACCUGAGCUCUUGGAGUGGCACGGGCGUGGCACCACCAGCCACUUUUCGGAGAUCGUCCUGGGACGAUGCUUCACUUACACUCAACUCAUCCGGCCAGAGCUGAGAGAUCAAGACUGCCGAAAGAUACUGGAUGCAUUUAAAAGUGCAUUUCUUUCCAAGAAUCCUUGCAACAUCACAAAAGAAGACUACCAACCACUACUUAAGCUGGACACUCAAACUAUAGCCUGCAACAAGACUCUGUUUUGGAGCAAAUUAAAAGACCUGGUCCAUCAGUACACAGGGGUGCAGCAGGAGCUUGUCACCCUGGAGGACACGCUGCUGGGCUACAUGGCUGACCGCCUCACAUGGUGUGGAGACCCCAGCACUUCUGACUUGAACUAUCAAUCUUGCCCUCACUGGAGGAAUGACUGCAGUAACAACCCUGGUUCAGUGUUCUGGAAAGCGAUUUCCCAGAAGUUUGCAGAAGCUGCCUGUGGUGUGGUCCAAGUGAUGCUCAACGGAUCCCUCACUGAACCCUUUGACAAGAACAGCGUUUUUGGAAGUGUGGAAAUCUUUAAUUUGCGCCCAGAGAAAGUUCAUACGGUGCAGGUCUGGGUGAUGCAAGAUAUUGGAAAAGGUCCCAGUGAUUCAUGCUCAGGGUCCUCCUUGAAUGAGCUGAAAUUGAUUGUGAACAAGAGGAAUAUGACAUUUGUCUGUCAGAAUAACUACAGGCCCGCCAGGUUUGUCCAGUGCGUGAAAAACCCUGAACACCCAUCUUGCAGAUCUAAGAUCUGAGCCACGGCUGCUUUAGAUCUGUGACUCCUUGCAGUAGUCACCCUGUGCAGGACUCAGAAGUCACACUGGAGAAGAGCCAAAGCCUUGAGGAGCAWCCUCUAUCACUAUGGCAACGUGGGAGAUGGGCACCUUUCCCCCCAAAGUCUUAAAAUAACUUCUGUUGUAGGCAUAGUUCUUAUUGUGUGCUACUAAUAAUCAAGAAAAAAAAAACUAUGUUAUAAAAUCAGAAUGAAAAUUUUAUAUUAAGUUAUUUCCUUUUACUUUUAUGUGAUCCUUUUAUAUUGGUAAUAUCCUUUUUUCCCUAUCUUGGGGUGGUGAUUGUGAGGGUUGAAUCCAGGGCCUUAGCACAUGCUGGGCUAGUGCUCUACCACUGAGCUACACCUCAGCCCCUCCUUGCUAUUGAAUAGUGACUGCCGCAAACCUCUCCUAUUAGAUCGGGAAAAUAAAUGGGCCAGCCUCUCAGAGACACUACAUUUACAAAUGGAUGCUAUUGUCUCAUGAUCUAUUUUUGUUCCCUUCCCUCUGAUAGGUCAACUCUAGACCCCAUGGUGCUGGGUCAUAGUGAGGAAAGUGCUCAGUAGGAUUUAAGUCUCAGGUGUACAUGGUGCUUCAUCUCUAACCCCUCCCACAGCCCCAACACCCAUAAAUUGGUAUUAUUAUCUUCCUUUAUUGAGAUGAGAAAAUGGGAGCGCAGAGAAGUUGCAUGAUUAUUUAAAGUCAAACAUUUUGUAUCAAGGUAGAGGCUGGAUUUGCACUCAGAUCUCUCUAACUCCAAAGUAUAUAUUMUCUUUCUGUCUAGCUGUUAAGAUCAAAUUGGCAAUGGUUUAUGUUCUUUUCCAACAAAUGUGUGUUGGAUUAAGUUGAAUAUAAUAGAAUCUGGAAUGCAAUUUCUCUGUGUGGCUUCAAAACAGAUUAACUUUUUUCCCCAAAAAUCUUCUCCUCCCCCUCAUGCUCGGUGUCUCAUACAUGUAGUAGAUAAAAUAUAUUAUUUCCUGAUACUGGCAAUUUAUGUUUUCUUAGAUCUGUCUUGCUUAGGAUUUACCAAUUUUAUUACUUUCUCAAAGUACUAA